AUGACCCCUCACAAUACUCGUGCCCGAAAACAGUCAUCCAGUUCAAAUACCUCAUCAGACGAGAUGCAAUCGCGUAUCGACCGCUUGGAGGGACUUGUCCUAAGUUUGAUGGGCUCGAAUGGAAGUUCCGAUUCAUCACCACGAAACCGCCAAAGAUCUGAUAGCACAGAAGAUGAGCUGAGGAGCAGGCAAUACAUUGAUGACGAAGAAGAGGAUAUGGGAAUCGAAAGCACGCAUGAAGGUAGCAAAAGCCAGGAUGGUGGUGGGAUCGAGGAAGAAGUCGAGGAAGUGCGGAGCGCUCUAGGGAUCAUGAAGGUUGAACAAGGGAAGAGCUAUUACAGGGGGGAAACUCAUUGGGCGGCGAUCUUAUCGGAGAUUUCGGAGGUCAAAAAUUUCUUCAAUGAGAUGAAACAAACAUAUGAAGGUAGAUUGGCCGAUCUCCAGGCCAAGAAUACGUGUUCGCGAUUGGAGCGCACCGGUUUCCCUUUUUCAGCUAGUAGGCCUCCAAGCAAAGAAGAAUUGCUGGCACUAGUGCCACGACAAGAUCUGGUCGAUCUUUUAGUGGAUACUUAUUUCAGAAAUUAUGAUCCUAUAUUUCAUGUGCUUCAUCGACCUACCUUUUACAAGCAAUAUGAGGACUUUUGGCGGGAUCCAUCACAGGUUGACAUGAUCUGGUUGGGACUUCUAAUGUCGAUAAUGUGUCUCUCUUUGCGAAUCUACAAUCGAUCCGGGGAAGAACCACAUGAGCUUGUUGGAAAAACCAUCGAAAUGUCGCACGCAUUUAAGGCAGCCACCGAACAGUGUCUGAUCGUGGGGGAUUAUUCAAAAAAGUUGUACAUCCAUACUAUUCAAACCCUAAUCCUGCUAGUGACCCAACAUAUAAACUCGAAGGAUCGAGCGGAGGAUAGUUGGCUAUUACUUGGUUCACUUGUCAGGCUUGCCUUGUGCAUGGGCCUCCACAGAGAUCCUAAGAAUUUCCCGCAGAUUUCUCCAGGCGAGGGCGAGAUAAGAAAAAGGCUAUGGACCAUAAUAUCCUGUAUGGAUAUUCUGGAGUCUAUCAAGAUUGGGUUGCCUUCUAUGAUUCGGAUGGAUGAAUGCGAUACUGGCCUACCACUGAAUCUACACGACGACGAGAUCAUCGAAACGUCCACUACUAUCCCUCAAGAGCGAGGUCGUGAGGAGCUGACGGGGGUUUCGUAUAUGAUCGCCAAAGCAUCCUUAUCAAGAGUAUACGCAAAAAUCGUCGCGCAAGCAAGCUCGCUGGUACCUCGACCGGCCUAUGACCAAAUUCUGAAGGCAGACGCAGAGCUCCGUGAGCUGUAUGGAAAAGCACCUACCUUCUUACAUCUGAAGACAAAGGAAGAGUCCAAAAAUGACCCUGCAUGGCUAGUUAUCCAACGUUAUAACCUGGACUUAAUUGUGCAGAAGGCAUUGGUUACACUACAUCGACCGUACGCCGCAAGAGCACAAAGUAACUCUAGGUAUCAGAACAGUCGACGGAAAUGCGUCGAUGCAGCCAUGACCCUUCUGAAGCAUCAGUCAGAAAUCUUUCUCGAAUCACAGAGCGCACUCCGACAUGCAAGAUGGUUUACUGAGAGUCUCGGUUGUCAUGACUUCCUACAUGCAGCAAUGAUUAUAUGUUUAGAUCUAAGCACAAGCUGUAAAGAACGCGAAGACGAUGCUACUAAAAAGGGCGUAGAAGUGGAUUGCGAAACCUGGAAACUCGAAAGGACAGAACAAUUUAGGGUACUCGAAAGUACCAAGAUGAUAUAUGAGAAAAAGGAAAGUAGUAUGGACUGUGUGAAGGCUUAUGGCGUGCUCUGUGUUAUGUUGGAUAAGCUUAGAGGCUCAAAUUCCGCUGGGUACCUUGAUUUACGUUCUAACGUCCCACCUGUGGGAUCCCCGUCGGCAAUUACACCUGGUACACAAAUUUCGGCCACAGAUUUGAAAUCAAAUUCUGCUCUGUCCCAAGGUACCCCAUGUACUGCCUCUGCAGGUACACCGGCGACACAAACAUUUACAGCCACCCCAUCAUCGACAAGUUCGGAAAGUGUUGAUUCGCCAAAUGACCCAUUAAAGAGCGAACAAGCAGCUGCGAUGACAUUAGGAAUGAUGAGUGGCGGUGGAAUGACGCCUGGUUCCGCAGCGGCCGGGAUGAUGCUCGAUAGGGCGGUAACUCCUGGGGGUACUAAUAUUCUUAUGGGGGAUGCUAGUAAUGGUGGCUAUGGAAGUCCCGGAUCAAAUGGAAACCAAAUGCCUUUUAACGGGAACUCUGCAUUAUGGACGCCGAAUGGCCCGGAUAUGACAGCUAAUCUAGACUGGGAUGAUUGGGAUUCUUUCAUGCAAGGUAUAAACAUGGAUACUAGCCAAUCUUCUGCAUGGCCAGUUCUACCAGGGCUCUCAACAAACAUGCCCAUGUCGACCUUUGGGGCACCUGGCUACGCAAGUCCUAGUAGUGGUGUAACAGGUACACAUGGUGAUGAUGGAGGCGGUGGGGGGGGAGGACAGUCGCAGCAAUCGUCGGCAUCUGACACGACAUCACCGAAUACGAUACCCAGUAUGGCCGGGCUAUAUCAACCACUUUGA
This is a messenger RNA of Morchella sextelata, 2586 nucleotides long. RefSeq lists its product as uncharacterized. NCBI's taxonomy places the organism in Eukaryota, Fungi, Ascomycota, Pezizomycetes, Pezizales, Morchellaceae. Gene Ontology annotation, cellular component: nucleus. Bases 1 to 2586 code for a protein of 861 amino acids. The transcript has 4 exons. Gene Ontology annotation, molecular function: DNA binding; zinc ion binding. The record is from RefSeq and is a predicted model, not a curated record. Gene Ontology annotation, biological process: DNA-templated transcription.